UUCAUUCGAGGAAGUGGCAGGAGAGGCAACUCAAACGACGGAGAAGAGUUUGUUGUUUAUUCCGCUUUCAGAGAGGACAAACCGGCCCGCAGCCUUUUCAACAUGUCGGGAUAUGAUAACAACCCGUUCGCAGAGCCUGACAGCGUCAACCCGUUCAAUGACCCGUCAGUCACACAAGUGACCAGCUCCAACAUAGAGCCAGUUGACCAGUACAACCCUUUCCCUGCCUCAGAAAGCCUAGCUACUCACACCACUCCAGCCUCCACCUCGCCUUACCAGCCUGCUGUGUUACAGCCGUCUACAGAGCCAAGUCCGCAAGCGACUGCUGCGGCAGCUCAGGCCAAUCUGCUGAGGCAGCAGGAGGAGCUGGAGAGGAAAGCUGCCGAGCUGGACCGCAGAGAGAAGGAGCUACAGAGCAGAGGCUCGACAGGUAAAGAGAACAACUGGCCUCCACUUCCCAAGAGCUUUCCCAUCAGACCAUGUUUCUAUCAGGACUUCUCUGAGGAAAUACCCCCCGAGUCCCAGAGAGUCUGCAAGAUGUUGUACUAUCUCUGGAUGUUCAACUGUGUGACUCUUUUCCUCAACCUGCUGGCGUGUUUGGCUUACUUCACGACUAAUGCAGCCGCUGGUAUCGAUUUUGGUCUCUCCAUUCUCUGGCUCAUCCUCUUCGCUCCUUGCUCCUUCCUCUGCUGGUACCGGCCCGUCUACAAGGCCUUCAAGACUGACAGCUCCUUCAGCUUCUUCUUCUUCUUCUUUGUGUUUUUCUGCCAAGUGGUGAUCUUCAUCAUCCAGGCUGUAGGCAUCCCCAGCUGGGGGAACAGUGGUUGGAUCGCUGCCUUCACCAUCAUCGCUACAAACAAGGCAGUGGGAGCCAUCAUGAUCAUAGUGGCCAUCCUGUUUACCAUCUGUGCCGUGCUGUCAGUCAUCCUGCUCAAGCUGGUCCACGGCAUGUACCGCCGGACCGGGGCCAGUUUCCAGAAGGCUCAGCAGGAAUUCUCGCAGGGCGUCUUUACCAGUAAAACCUUCCAGACAGCUGCUGCUAGUGCAGCUUCCUCCGCUGCACAGGGAACCUUCCAGGGAAACUAAGUAAUGGUAAAGGGAGCUCAGCUGAGCUCUAUUUGACAGGUCAAGGUCUAUAUCUUAUCAGGACCAGGGGAUUAACUAAAACAAAGCUGAAUGAAUCAGGAAGUUGAAGUUCACUGAGAACUUCCUGGAGGUUAUUGUGACUCAGAGGCUGCAAAUUAUGAUCAAACCUUAUAAUGUAUAGACCUUGAACCAGGUGAGGCUACAUUACUAGCCUCUGUCCUUUCACCCCCACUAUCAAUGCACACAAUGCCCCAUGUAAACGUUGCUUCUGCAGAGUGACUGGAUCCUCUCUGUUUGUAAAAAAAAAAAAAAAAAAAAAAAGCAGUCGAGGGGAAAGUCACACAUCGAGUGCAUUCUGGGGUGGAAAGCAUGUAUGAAGUUGACUGAUGGUUAUUUCAGUUUGUCCUGGCUUUGUAAAUUUUGUGUGCACUUUUAGGCAACGCUCCUAAGUGUAAUAUUUGACUGUGUGUGUGCGUGUGUGUGUGUGUGUGCGUGCCUGUGCAUGGGUGUGUGUGCGUGUGCUAGCAUGCUAAUCUCAUGUCUUCAUGUGGGUUAUGUACGCUUUUGUUUCUCCACACUGACGGUGGACCCUGAUCCUGUAAUAUUAAUAAGAUGAAGUCUUUCUGCAUUUCUUUUUGUCUCAAAGGCAUUUCUCUUCGCUAUUGGACCUAUUUUGGCGAACUGUCACUUUUGCAUGCUGCAAUAGUUCAGUCUAAUAAGGAAGAGGAGUAAAUCAUGCAAUUAUUUAAUAAGGAAAAAUACCCUUUCCCCUCUCUUUCAGGUUGUAGCAGUAUGCUUUUAAAAUGUGUGCCUUUGACUUUUGUCAAGAACAAAACUUUUGCCAAGACCUUUCUGAAAACUCGUUUGGUGUCAUUAAAUUGAUGGAAAUACUGUAUAUUUAGGUAUUUGAUAUCACAUGAAAUGGUUUCUACAUAAAGAUCACAUUCACAAAUCAGAGUGUUUCAGUUUCAAUUUCAUGCUUGUAAAUUUAAUUUUUACUAUAAUUUAGAAUACAGAGAGGAAAUAAUAUGAUUUCACUUUAGGCCAAAUUACUUACUAAACCAUUAGAUUUUUGUUUCUUACCAUAUACAGUGUUUAUGAAGCAGCUUCAACUUCUUUAACCACUGCCUUUCAAGAGUUGCUUCAAAGGAAACCAAAGCAAAACUGACAAAAAAUGGAACACUUUGUUAAUAAAAUGUAAUAAAAGUAGAAAUUCACACAGUUUGCUUCAAUGGGCUGAGCCUGUUCAAUUGAUUCCACUAAUAACAAAACUGAAGAUUAACUAUGUAAGCAAAUAAGAUACAUAAAUAUUUAAAUUUUAACAACCACUGACACCUAAUAAAAUGAAUAAAAUAUAAAUAUCACUUAAUAUAUUGCAUUGAAGUAUUUUACUUUGAAAACCAUUUAUCCAAAUUUAUUUGUUAUGAAUUCAGAUUAAAAAAAAAAUCAGAUUGAUAAAUUGAUAAAAAAAUAAAUUAAACUGAGCCCGGAUGUUGCUAUGUGGAGUUUGUUUUCACUCAUUUUUUAGAUUUAAAUUUGAAUUUUAAAAUUGAGCUUGGAUUUUUAGGACUAAAUUUAACCAAUCAAAUUUGAGCAACCUGAGUUUUUUUUUUUACUUCUGAAACUUUGAAUUUGUGAACAUUGAAGAAAAAAAAUAAAAUACAGCUUUUUUAAUAGCAAAUCAAGACAUUUGAUAUUUCAAUUUCAAAGAGGUGAAUUCUGAGCAAAUGAAUAUGAUUUUUUUUUAAGUAAAAUAUUUCAAUGUUAUGCAUACCUUUGUGUUUAAUUUUCAAUAUUGAGUGUUCACUUGCUGUUAAAAUUCUAAUAAUUAUGCUUCUUAUUUGCUUCUAUAAUUAACAUGUGUACUCAGCUCUAAUGAGGUUUGAUAGCAAUAGCAGGAUCUGAAUUCCUGAUAUCCCCCACUGAUUACUUCUCGAAAGCAUUUCAGAUUUUAAAAGUCUUCCUUGUACCUCUCUAAGACGACCACCAAGCUCUAAACUACUUGUGUACCGAUGUGUAUUUUCUGUGUGGUUUCUCAUAUUGGAAAACAUGCAUGUGUGUGUUUAUUUGAUGUACUGUUUUAAAAUAUAAGCUUGGAUGUAACAUACAGAAGCAGUCCUGAAAAACAACUGCAAACUCUGAUAAUUUGUGUGACGUUCUUGCGACAUGAUCUAAUUUAAGGUUUCGAUCUUACAGAGUAUAAAAGACGUACUAUUUCACACACUGCGGUGUGUUUUGAGAGACCAGAUUUCAGUGCCUUUUGUAUUUCAAUAUUGAAGAUAGCAUCUAAUAAAAUGCUUUGCUUUUCAUUUAAA
Molecule: messenger RNA, 3401 nt
Organism: Plectropomus leopardus (leopard coralgrouper)
Lineage: Eukaryota; Metazoa; Chordata; Actinopteri; Perciformes; Serranidae
Gene: scamp2
Product: secretory carrier membrane protein 2
Biological process (GO): protein transport
Cellular component (GO): trans-Golgi network membrane; recycling endosome membrane
Source: RefSeq, a predicted model, not a curated record